Messenger RNA from Debaryomyces hansenii CBS767, 732 nucleotides. RefSeq lists its product as uncharacterized. Bases 1 to 732 code for a protein of 243 amino acids. Lineage: Eukaryota; Fungi; Ascomycota; Pichiomycetes; Serinales; Debaryomycetaceae. The record is from RefSeq and is a predicted model, not a curated record. The transcript has a single exon. Gene Ontology annotation, molecular function: NADH dehydrogenase activity; 4 iron, 4 sulfur cluster binding. Gene Ontology annotation, biological process: mitochondrial electron transport, NADH to ubiquinone; mitochondrial respiratory chain complex I assembly. Gene Ontology annotation, cellular component: membrane.
AUGAAUGAAAUAUUAAUGUAUACUUUAUUCACUACAAUUAUAGAGCCAAAGAUGUUUAAACAAAUGAUACAAGUAUCUAAGAGGGCCGGUGUUAAGCCACAACAGAUUCGUUACCUUUCGGGUACUUCUGUGUUUAACAAACCUGCCGUGGCUGCUGAUUAUUUAACCACAGGUGGUUCUACACAAUCAGUGUGGCCAAAGGGAUUCAGACUCCCAAAGCCAAAAUCUUGGGAAGAAAGUGGUGAAAGUGCAUUAUCGAAGGCCACCAAAUUCUUUUUCUUGAACGAAAUUGCCAGAGGGAUGUACGUCUGUUUAGAAAUGUACUUCAGAGCACCAUAUACCAUUUACUACCCAUUCGAAAAAGGUCCAAUUUCACCAAGAUUUAGAGGUGAACAUGCUUUGAGAAGAUAUCCUAGUGGUGAAGAAAGAUGUAUUGCGUGCAAGUUAUGUGAAGCCAUUUGUCCAGCCCAGGCCAUUACCAUCGAAGCAGAAGAACGUAUGGAUGGAUCCAGAAGAACCGUCAAGUACGAUAUUGACAUGACCAAGUGUAUCUACUGUGGAUACUGUCAAGACUCUUGUCCUGUUGAUGCUAUUGUUGAGUCACCAAACGUUGAAUAUUCCACCGAAACCAGAGAAGAAUUGUUGUACAAUAAAGAAAAGUUAUUAGAAAACGGUGACAAGUGGGAACAAGAAUUACAAUACUGUAUUGAUGCUGAUGCUCCAUACCGUUAA